Molecule: messenger RNA, 450 nt
Organism: Purpureocillium takamizusanense
Lineage: Eukaryota; Fungi; Ascomycota; Sordariomycetes; Hypocreales; Ophiocordycipitaceae
Exons: 3
Coding region: 1-450 (149 amino acids)
Source: RefSeq, a predicted model, not a curated record
AUGGCAGACAACAGCAGCAGCGACAACGAGUUCCCCAGCGCGAUCGGCGAGUUCUGCUGGUUCGAGAUCCCGGUGCACGACGUCGCGCGCGCGCAGAAGCUCUACGGCGACGUCUUCGGCUGGGAGUUUGAGUCGGAGCCCUGGCCGUGCGGCAAGGACGGCGUCGUGUCGUACCACCUGUUCCACAGCCGGGGCAAGGCCCUGCACGGCGCCUUCAACCUCCUGGAGGAGGGCCACGAGGCGACCAAGCACGCCGGCGGCGGCAAGCAGGAGGCGACGCCGCCGCUGCCGUCGUUUGUCGUCGAGGAGUGCGACGCGGCGCUGGAAAAGGUCAAGAGCCACGGCGGCGCGAUGCAGUGCCCCAAGACGGAGAUUCCGCGCGAUAGGGGCUUCUAUGCGCGCUUCACGGACACCGAGGGCAAUGUGAUUGGCAUCUGGUCCCGAAAGUAA